AGAAGGUUUUCUCGGUUCCAGCGCCCGGAUCGAACGGCGGGCCCACCGGUUGCCAUGGCUUCAACUGAGCCAUUGAUUGCGACAGAUGCAGAGGAAUCAGGCUGCAGGGCGACCAUCCGCAAGUAUUGCAAGAAGUUCUUUGAAGGGCUCUUGAUCAUUUUCCUGGUGGUCUUCAUCCUGGCCUGGAUCGUGCAAGCAUUCUGCUACUUCUGGGCCACCACUUGGACGGGCUGCACCCCGAACAACCUCAAGGGCUAUGCAUAUCCCGGAGGAGGGGGCAACGCUUCCUUCAAUGUGCUGCCCAAGCAUUCCCUGCUGGCAGAGCGGCCGCCGGUUUGGUACGGGGACUCCUUCGAGGUGAUCCCCUCCAAUGAGGCCUCAUCAGUGGGGGGUGCGCCGGUGGGCGUGUGGUGGCAGACCUGGGGCCCCAUCUUCCCAACGUACACGUACGAGGACAAUGCCAACUCGCAGACGACGCUCUACAUGAGGAGGAAGCUGUUGAGAAUUGGCCAGUGCCAUGUCAUCGCACGCUGCGAUGGAACUGGCCCUGUGAUCACCUUCACUGAGGGCUUGAACUGGUUCUCGAACCGGCUCAGAAAGUUCUUCCAAAUGAACCAAGCGAUGAGUUACAAGAUUUACGUGGACGACAAGCUGGUGGCCAUUGCUGAGGAGACGCAGCUGGGCUUCCAGUCCAUGACCUUUCGCUCGGUGGACGAAGGCCGCAGUGCCGUCGCCUCCUCCGUACUCCAGAGCCGUCACUUCCAUGGGCAGUAUGAUGAGUGGUUGGUGGACAACAAGGACAAAGAAGAGAACGUGCUGCCCUACUACGUGAGCUCUGCUACCACGCUGCUCUUCGCCUUCUAUACGCUCCACCAAGACCGGCGCAAGGUGAAAGCUGAGGAGAGUAGUGACAAGCACCACUCGGACUCGCCCAAGUUCCUGGCAGCCGAGGUUCGCAACGUGAGCGCCGUCAGCAACCUUAGUACAGCCUUGCCUGUCAACAAGCUGCCGGAGGAAGUGAUCAUCCCGGUGCUGACAAAGAAUGACACGGAUCGAUUUAUCUAAUGGAUUAGCCUCGCGUAGGCCUUGGUAUCUCAAUGCAGAGCUGGUCUUGAGAAGCCCUUCCCAUGUGCAUCCUGGCAUUUUGGCCCGCAUGAAUCAGCAUAUGC
Molecule: messenger RNA, 1169 nt
Organism: Effrenium voratum
Lineage: Eukaryota; Dinophyceae; Suessiales; Symbiodiniaceae
Source: the annotation of a GenBank genome assembly